Messenger RNA from Bufo bufo (common toad), 1148 nucleotides. RefSeq lists its product as uncharacterized. Bases 112 to 948 code for a protein of 278 amino acids. NCBI's taxonomy places the organism in Eukaryota, Metazoa, Chordata, Amphibia, Anura, Bufonidae. The record is from RefSeq and is a predicted model, not a curated record. The transcript has 2 exons.
UCCAAGAGCAACUGUGGAAUUGCACCCGGAAUCCAACAGAGUGCUGCUGAUUUAUUUUCUAUUUUUGUAUUUUGGACCUAUCAGCUUAGCACCUUCUUUUUCUCCUGAAAUAUGAGCCAAGCUACAGGAUGUACACACCAGGACGUCUUCUCCUAUACGCAGGAAGAUGAAGCACGUAUCCUACAGGGUGCCACAAGAGAUGUAGCCUUUUUAUCAACACCGUCCACAUUGGAUCUUAAGAAAAGGUAUGAGUUAUAUUCCAAACGACUGAUCAAUUUGGACUUACAUGCAAUUAUUCUCAGCGAAUAUCAUCAUGCACACCGCAUACCAAGGGGCAUGCGCUCAAUUUUGAGACCUGAUUUCUUUCCUAAUAACCCAGAUUUCUGUUCACGGUUCGCACAGAUUUCGAACAAAUACUCUCUGGAUAUCAUUUUGUUAAAUGUUGAAUACCUACAUAAGGAAAUCUGUACCUUGAAAAUCAGUUUGGAACAGACAGAAGGGGAAUUAAAAGCAAUACUAACUACAGAGGAUGCAGAGAAAUACUUCAGUGAUUGUAAUUUACACCUGGAGAAAUUAAAACAAGAUCUACAAUCUACUAAGAGGAAAAAGUGGCAAAGGGAUAUGGAAGAUUACACUACCGGCUUUGUAUACAGUUGGCAAGGAGGACAGAGGACUGUUAGAAAAGGCCCUAAGAGGGUAGAACGACCCUCUCCCCAGAGUAAGAAGACUGGACCCUACAAACAAAGGAACAACUCCACAGCUCCAGAGAUGGACGAUUCCCGGAAUGCUGUUGCAGCAUCCAGCUCUAAUACACCUACAACCACCAUUCCUUUUUUAGGUCUGGGUCCAGAUCCCAUCGGACCAGACGAGGGGGAAGGAGGCAACAUAGUUGGCGUAAAGGGAGGCCAGAUGAAAUCACAAAGAACCAUGCGGAAGAGACAACUGUGAUUAUCUUGAUGGAAACGUUUGUCUUAAUUGAGAGGACAUCGCCCGACAUGAAAACUUCAAGCGAUUGUUACCAAUAUAAUUUUGUGUGUAUCUCUUUUCUGUAGAUCUCUCCAUUCACUAUUCAGGUUGGGGAUUCGAAGCCAAUGUUAUUAAUAUUAUUUAUUUAUCUGCGAUAGUCUCCCAUUGGGGCAGAAGGAUGU